CAAUAUUUAACAAACUCGCAAAUACGAAUCAAUACACAUUUCUGACCAAGAUGGACGACCGAUGAAAUUAAAUCGGGAGGAGAGUCAAUUAUAUAUAGAUUCUUUUGAAAUAGUGCGUUUCAAAAAAAUAUCAGUGUAAAGUAAAAUGUCGGACUACAAGGAAAUCAUUCGUCAACCAGAAACCAUGAACUGGUUUAAGGCGGCAAUGGGUAUAAAGAUUACACGUGACUGCUUGCUUGAAUUUGUAAAGGAAAUAAAUCAGGCGUGUUAUGAUGACAUUCGUAAAGAGAUUAAGCAUCAACACGGUGUACCAGAGAGCAUUGUCUGUAAUCAGUGUGUGACUCCAAAUGUCUUGCCGUGUGACCCGGCAAACAUAUGCUGCAGAAGAAAACGUGGGAAAUGUGCAUUUCAUGAAAUUCACAUGCCGCGGAAUUGUCCCAAUAAGUUAUGCAAUGAAAUUUGUAAACAAAUUGUAAUUCAACACCGAUUUCGUUGGAAACAAAACUCACUCAGCUUUCAGGGUCCUACGUGGAUAAACACGGAUGCAUCUAAAUGGUGCUCGGAACCCUGGCAUAUUUUCAAAUGCUUCGUCUCAAAAGAUGGGUACAAGGACGCCAACCAAGCGGAAUGCACCGACUUCAACGGCAUAAUGAAUAUCAUAUACAACUGUGAAUACUUCAAAACGUAUUUGCAGGACGACCUUACAAAACAGGAAAAUGUGUGCACGAAGGCUAGAGAUGUGGGUCGUGAAGUUCGACAUGCGCCCGCAAUGUCCAUGAACAGCCAGGAUACUGACAAAGCUAUCGACACUCUAGAAGCGCUGUUGCAGAGCCUGACACAUGUAAACCACCAGGUGACGGCGAAGACUGCAGUUGACAAGUUAAAACAGCUGAAGAGUGGAACGCUAGCAAUAACUACUGAAGAUGUUGCAACCACCUUUGAGCUCUUGAAAGAAAAUUUGAGUGCAAAAAUUAAAGAGACUCUUGAAAAAGAAAAGGAUAAACUUGUAAAUGAAAUGGUCGAUGCUUUUAAUGAAAAGCUAAGUAAAGUUCUUGAAACAAUACAAAGGAAAGAAGACGACGUACUUAAAACGGUAGACGGAAAAAGAGAUGAUGUACUUGAAACGAUAGACGGGAAAAAAUAUGAUGUACUUGAAACGAUAGACGGGAAAAGAGAUGAUGUACUUGAAACUAUAGACGGGAAAAUAAAUGAUGUACUUGAAACGAUAUACGACGGAAAAAGAGAUGAUGUACUUGAAACAAUACGAAGGCAAAAACAUGAAGUGCUGAAUAAUAAAGACAAUGCCACAAUGAACAGAACAUUAAUCGAAAUCCAAACGUGGUUAAUCGAACAUUACCGGGAAAGGUGUGUUGUGCCGGUGUCGAUGCUGGAUCCUGGAAUAGAUGUACCUUUAGAGCGGAUCUAUGUUCCCCCGUCGAUCCAUGAACUUAAGAGAGGCCGGAAAGACAGACAUGGCGGGGGUGAGAUGGACACGACUUCACGGGCGGAACCAGAUGUGAGUUGCUACAGAGAGCUGCUGCAUCGUGAUGGGAAUCCGGUGAAUACCAUUUAUAUCCAAGGCAAUCCAGGUUGCGGAAAAACGACGUUUUCAACAAAGCUAGUUCUAGAUUGGUGCAAAGCCCAUUCAAAAAAUGGUGCGAGCACUUUGGAAACGCUCACGGGAACAGCCACUACCACAGGUAAGACGUCAAACCCAACAUAUUUCAGCGAUCUUGACACUUUGAGAGACUACACAUUUCUGUUUUUUGUGUCAUUGCGUGACUACAGUGGAACCAUGUGUAACGUCAGUCAGAUGGUCGAGGAUGCCAUAAAAAGCAACAAGCUACCUUGGGAUGACUCUGUCUGGGAACAUAAAUGCAUUGUUCUGACAGACGCUGCAGACGAAUGGUACCACCCCGAAAUAGCCUUUCCUCUGCCACGUGACUCUGCGUGCAAUUGUCAUACAUCUCCAAGCAUGCCACAGUAUUUACAGCGAAACAACAUAUCCAACAUUAUCACUGCACGCCCAUGGAAACUUGCCAACCUAAUUAUGAGUGAUACUUUAACGCGUUUGUUCGAAAUUUCCGGCGUUACAAACUACACAACCUUGGCGGAAAAUGUCAUUACUGUUUUAGCUGAGAAGGACGGUAUUUCUAAAAAUGAUCAACAAUGCAAAUGCAUUGAUUUCAUUGAAAUAAUAAAGGCUCAAAGCUUGGGCAAUCUCAUCACAGUACCAGCUGUUUGUGUGCAGUUAGUUCAUCAGUUUUACGUUGGACGUUUAGUGGAAGGUUCACUGUGUUCUGUAUACAUGAAUAUGCUUGAUAUGCACAUAGCCAAGGGGUUGCAAAAACUUCAAAUUGAAAAUUUUGACACUGAAGAAAUGUGUGUUAAUGAAAUAAAACAAAUCAUUGGAACUGAAUCAACCGAGUAUCUGCGAGAUAAUUGGUCGCUGGUUCACUCUGCGAGUGCGCUUGCGUUUAAAACACUAACAGACACUAGUAAAGAAUCGUCGCUAGUCUUUGCGGAAAAUACUAUCACUAAUCACAUGACAAAAACUAAACUUGAUUACUUACUUCAGACAGGAAUUAUCACAAAGAAAAAAUCGCUGGCGCUUAGCUCGCGAAAGAAUGUUCCAUACAUGUUCUUACACAAAACAAUUCAGGAGUUUCUAGCAUCGUUGUAUAUUGCAAUGAAUCAGUCGGACAUUGAAAACAUCCUGAGCACCAUACAGUCGAUGUAUUGUGAUUAUAAGUCUAUUCUGGACAUUGGUCAGUUAUUUAUUUUCACGUGUGGAAUGUGUGCCCCAGCGGCUGAAAGAAUAUCAAAGCACAUCACGGAUGUCAUAACAUGCGACUUGGAAAGCAAGAUCUCUAUUUCAGACCGGGACACAUCCAUAUUUUUUUUCCCAACUAUAGCAGCACUUAACAUUAUAGUGGAUGGCUUUAUUGAAGGGCUGGCAAAUAAGCAGUCGUGCUUACAACUGACGAUCAGUCAUAUAUACUUUUGUACCACUUUUAAGGAGAUGAACGAGAAAUACCAAUAUGCUUUAAAUACGUUAAUAGAUAUGAACAUAUCAAACAUCAUUAGCAUUCUAGUUCACUCAUGCACUGAAGAAUCACCACAUCGUUUACAGGAAAUCAUUUCGCAAUCAAGAGAAACACUGUCGUAUCUGUGGCAUGUAAACACGGGUCAAUUAGAUCUACAGGGUCUAAAACUCAAGUACUUAUGUAGCGGAUAUACCGAUAUAAGUAAUUUAGACUGCACCUUUAUGCGUGCGUGUGAUAUAACGUUUCUAUCACGAUUAUCAGAGGACCACAUUUUACAAUCGAUGUCUGUCACAGGUAAAAACAUUAGAAGUCUACAUCUUGCUGGUGCAACUUCAACGGGCCUCUGUGCAGCUCUUGCAAACCUGACAAGUCUACACUCGCUGACAUUAUUUUCUACAGGUCUUGCGGUUUCACAGCUGUCCCAUCUUCCUGAAUCGAUCAGAAAAGUAGUUUAUCGAAGAAUUCGUGUUUCCGCUCAAGAUGUAAAGUCAAUGGUGGAAUGGUCGAAGUCACGGGACGCGUGUGUGUGUUGCGAAUUGUCGAAUUGUUACAUAUCUGACAAUGAGACAGAUAUUUGUCACUGGAUGAAGCAGCAGGAUGGCAUUUACAUUACGCAAUGCAAAUUCGAACAAGAAUAUGGCUGUCGCGGUAAAAUCUUUAUUUCCUGGAGCACCAUUUUAUCAAAGUGACAAUAAUCAAACAGGUUUUCACGGGUUCAAUAUGAAAAUAACUGGAGAGCUAUAAUACUAAGGACGUUUACAAAAUUGACAAGUGACAUUCUAUUCAUCAUUCGAAAUUGAUAUAAUUAUACAGAGUUAUAUACGCGACAAAUUGAACAAUUUGGAUUUGUUCAUUUCUUUAGUGUUCUUUAAAUUUUGUGCUGACGCCAUAUUCGCUAAUAUAAAUUAUUGAAUGAUUCUCGCUAGAUUUAACAAAUGCAAAAACUGUAAACAACACCCUUUAAUAGAAUAAUGUGCUUUUACCUUACUGUGUAAUUAUUAUCAUGAAUUUGUACAACUUCAUGACGUAUAUACUUAUCGAAACACGGGAGAAGAAUUUAUUGUUAACGAAUUCGUGUUUUGGUCUUGGGUAGUUUUUCUCUCACGGAUUAAUUCUUGUUACUCGUCCUUCAAGAGUUGUAUACGCAACUUAACUACGUCACUACAAUUAUUGUCCAUAUAUACUGUUUUCCAGUGUUAAAGUAACCUACUCAAUGUGACAAUAUAGUGUGUUGUUUUUAUGCAGUAUAUGUAGUUAAUAUUCAUUAUAAACUUUCCUUUAUUUGUUUAUCUGAUUAUAUAUGUAAUCAUGUGUCGUAUUUGAAUAAAUUGAACGCACUACA
Dreissena polymorpha is the source of this 4389-nucleotide messenger RNA. RefSeq lists its product as uncharacterized. The record is from RefSeq and is a predicted model, not a curated record. Bases 146 to 3736 code for a protein of 1196 amino acids. NCBI's taxonomy places the organism in Eukaryota, Metazoa, Mollusca, Bivalvia, Myida, Dreissenidae. The transcript is spliced from 5 exons.